Molecule: messenger RNA, 7540 nt
Organism: Gadus macrocephalus (Pacific cod)
Lineage: Eukaryota; Metazoa; Chordata; Actinopteri; Gadiformes; Gadidae
Gene: slc20a2
Product: solute carrier family 20 member 2
Exons: 12
Coding region: 910-2979 (689 amino acids)
Biological process (GO): phosphate ion transmembrane transport
Cellular component (GO): membrane
Molecular function (GO): phosphate transmembrane transporter activity
Source: RefSeq, a predicted model, not a curated record
UAUCUUUUGUGCAACAAUACUUUUGUCUGUCGCGGAUGAGGUUUUCAGGGCAUAGUUGUUGUCAUGCCAUUUGCUUAAGAUAAUUACUACUGUUAAACAUGUUUUCAGGUUAACUUCAAUCCCUUACAUGUGUAAUAAACCUGUGGAUUUAUUUCAUAAUCCCAUUUCACCACAUGCCUAAACGGUUAUAAAAGGAUCACAACUUGCCAACAUGUGACCUUUUUUUGUUUCUGCUAUUUCUGGUUAUCGUUCCUGAUGUUUGUCCCACGUUGUUGUCUUUGUUACAAUACAAACAUCACUCCGCUCAGAUAUAACAUUUAGGAAGAGAUGCUAUUUAGGGGAUUCACGGUAGAGUGAACCCCUCCUGAAAUCAGAGCAGGGUUGACCUUUAACAGAGUAGUGGAAGAUCAUGAGGCUAGCCUGAUACCAACAGCCCAACAGGGGAGGCUAGCUUGUUUGUUGUCAUAACGCAGACUGCUUUCUAAUGACGCGGAUCGUAGAAGCGGUGUCGUGCAGAUCAAGUUUGCAAGAAUGCAUUCCUGCAAACUUACCCUGUCAGUCUGUCUCUGGCGUUGAAGCUCCGCCACCUUCACACCCUCUAAUGAUGUGGGGAGGCAUGCAUGGCAUAAAGGUGAAGCAACGCGCAGGCUGUCUGUCCGAGCAAUAAGCUAUGGAAUGCUCCUCGCAGCCAUCGUCACUAGUCUCCACUCAUUGGACUGAGCUCCAGACGCCCAGUUAGCAACUGUGCUUCUCCCCUUCGCCUCUUCGCAAACACAGGGGGACAAAAACACAAACAGCCAGCGUCCGAACCGAGCCGAAGCCAAGCACCUCGGUUCACCACUAAGCAGCGCCUUGACUUAUUUUUAAUUGAGCGUGUGGGAGUGACGAAAAAAACAAAACGCAGUCAAGAUGGAUAUGGAACCGUACCUGUGGAUGGUCAUCCUCGGCUUCAUCAUAGCCUUCAUCCUGGCGUUCUCCGUGGGCGCCAACGACGUGGCCAACUCGUUCGGCACGGCGGUGGGCUCCGGCGUGGUGACGCUGAAGCAGGCCUGCAUCCUGGCGUCCAUCUUCGAGACGCUGGGCUCCAUGCUGCUGGGGGCCAAGGUGGGCGAGACCAUACGGAAGGGCAUCAUCGACGUGAACCUGUACAACGAGACGGUGCCCGUGCUGAUGGCCGGGGAGGUCAGCGCCAUGGUCGGCUCGGCCGCCUGGCAGCUCAUCGCCUCCUUCCUCAAACUGCCCAUCUCGGGGACUCACUGCAUUGUCGGCUCCACCAUCGGCUUCUCCAUGGUCGCCAUAGGAGCCAAGGGCGUACAGUGGAUGCAGCUUGUUUACAUUGUGUCCUCUUGGUUCAUCUCUCCCCUCCUCUCUGGGCUGAUGUCCGGACUCCUCUUCCUCCUCAUCCGGCACUUUAUUCUGAGCAAGGUUGACUCUGUCCCCAAUGGCCUACGGGCGCUGCCUCUGUUUUACGCCACCACGAUCGGGAUCAACACCUUCUCCAUCAUGUACACCGGAGCUCCCCUGCUAGGGCUGGAGUUGUUACCGGUCUGGGCCAUAUUUCUCAUCACUCUGGCCGGCUCGGUGGUCUGUGCUGGGGUGGUGUGGUUCUUUGUCUGUCCCUGGAUGAGGAGAAAGAUAGCAGGCCGCCUGAAGAAGGAGCAGGCCCUCUCCCGGAUCUCGGACGAGAGUCUGGAUAAGAUUCCGGAGGAGGAGGAGGAGAGCCCCGUGUUCAAGGAGCUGCCGGGGGCGAUGGGCACGGACGAGGCAGCGUUGCCGCUCACUGCGGGCAGCGAGAGAGGCACCCGCGACUCCUCCGGGGAACUAAACAGCCUGGCCAACGGGGGCACGGUGCUGCCCAACGGCAGGGUGUACGGGCGGACCCACUCCAUGACCAACGGCUGCCUCAAGUCGCCCAUCUCCAACGGCGCCUUCAGCUUCGACAGCGGCCACAUGCGCAGCGACGGCCAGGUGUACCACACGGUGCACAAGGACUCGGGCCUGUACAAGGACCUGCUGCACAAGAUCCACCUGGGCCGCCUGGAUGACGGCGGCGACCGCUCGGGCGCCGCGCCCGCCGCCGACAACAACUACCGCCUGCUGCGCCGCAACAACAGCUACACCUGCUACACGGCGGCCAUCUGCGGCAUGCCCGUGCAGCCCACGCCGCGCUCCGAGUCCCGCGAGGACAACGAGAAGCUGGUGGGCGAGGGCGGCAGCAACGGCGGCGGCAGCGGCCGCAGCAACAGCGUCUCGUACUCCAAGAAGCGCGUGCGCUACGACAGCUACUCGUCGUACUGCAACGCGGUGGCGGAGGCGGAGAUCGAGGCGGAGGAGGGCGGCGGCGGCGUGGAGAUGAAGCUGGCCACGGAGCUGGAGGGCACGGGCCCGGAGGAGGACGGCGCCCCCGGGCCCGUGCCCCUGGACGACCUGGCGGAGGAGGAGCCCGACGAGAAGGACAAGCCCGAGGUGUACCUGCUCUUCCACUUCCUGCAGAUCCUCACCGCCUGCUUCGGCUCCUUCGCGCACGGCGGCAACGACGUCAGUAACGCCAUCGGGCCACUGGUGGCGCUGUGGAUGAUCUACGACCAGGGUGGCGUGAUGCAGGACGCCGCAACCCCCAUAUGGCUGCUCUUCUACGGGGGCAUUGGCAUCUGUGCUGGCCUGUGGGUGUGGGGGCGUCGCGUGAUCCAGACCAUGGGGAAGGACCUAACCCCCAUCACUCCCUCGAGCGGGUUCACUAUUGAGCUGGCUUCUGCGCUCACUGUCGUGUUGGCUUCCAAUAUCGGAAUCCCUGUCAGUACGACGCACUGCAAGGUGGGCUCGGUCGUGGCGGUGGGCUGGAUCCGCUCAAAGAAGGCGGUGGACUGGCGGCUGUUCAGGAACAUCUUCCUGGCCUGGUUCGUCACGGUGCCCGUGGCGGGCCUGUUCAGCGCCGCCGUCAUGGCGCUCUUCGUCUACGGCAUCCUGCCCUACGUCUGAGGGAGGGAGAGGGGUGGGGGGGUUGGAGGAGCCGGGUAGAGAGAGAGAGAACGAGAGAGAGGGAGAGAGAGGCCAGGUGGAGCGAGAGGCGCAGGAGAGAACCACAGUGCUGCCGUCUUGGGGGAACAUGGGUGAAAAGAUAAUUACAAAAUAGGACAUGAUGUUUAGCUGCGGUUAACAAAAAAAAAAAUGGAGGCAUCCUUGAGGUCGAUGAAUGAAUGCUGUGACGCUAGUGGUUUGGGUGUAGGAAUCUGUCUGAUUGAUGAUGAGGGUUUGAGAAAGGGUUGGUUCACAUGCUGCCUGGCUCAGAAGUCCAGAAAUCUGACUCGUUUUGAGUUUCCGAUUUGAUUUCUUUUGUUUUUUUUAUAUAUAUAUAUAUAUAUAUAUAUAUAUAUAUAUAUAUUUAUUAUUUUGCGUCAGCACGCGGGUAACCAAUACUUUCACCUGAGCAAUCAAACUGCUGUACAUAAAAAAAAUAAGUAGGAGUUUUCCCGAUUUCUGACACACACUGUGGAGACUAAGACCUAACACAAGCCGAAUUAUAAGAUGUUACCAAACACAGACAGACAGACAGACAGACAGACAGACAGACAGACAGACAGACAGACACACACACACACACACACACACACACACACACACACACACACACACACACACACACACACACACACACACACACACACACACACACACUAGCUCCUGCAGGCUCAGCUCUGUCUCCACUGCCUGCUUACCUAAACUCAUGCAGUCGGGGUCCAAAAUAAAUCGACUCUUUUAAUACCAGCAACCGUGAAAAGAGGGAGCGAAAGCGAGGGAGGGGAAAAAAGCGAAACAAAACCUGUAAAUAUUGUAAUAUUGGGAUUAUUUUGAGUGUGAAUCGUUGUACUGCGGCUUGCUUUACGGUGAAAACGCAAUAACCUACUGGCGUGUGGUCAGCCCAUCCCCCAUCUCACCUCGGUGUGCUAGCCAGGAAGCUAUCGCUAUCUGAACCCAGUACAGAGAAUGCCCUAGGUCAGAUGAAAACGAAAUUCACAUAUUUUCUACGCAAUACCAGAGCAGUUUUACUUUGCAUCAAAAAAUGUCAUUUUUAACAAGAGCCCCUGUAUGUUUUUGAAAGAUGGAUAUCAUAUUUUUUAAUGAUGUAUUAUACUGUAAUUUGUACUGUAAAUACUGUCUUCACCAGUUCUGGGGAUUAUGUUUAUUUUUUUCGUUUGUUCUCAUGGGAGGGCCUCCUUAUCAUGUCAUAUACAUGGCUCGUGGCCCUUGGCAGACAAAGAUUAGGUCAAAAGCGCAGACUGACCACAAUUUCAACAUGGUUUACUGGUGAUUUGGAUCACAGCUGUCAUGUCUCGCCAAGAACAUCUGAUCUGAAAGCAACUCUGAAAUUGAAGUUUAAUAGGAUCUGCCUUUCAAUGAAUAAGAGUCAACAAACCGUCUUUUACAGCCAAUCUUGGAGCUCUUCUCUGUUUCAAUUAUUAUAAAGGAGUUUAAUAGUAUUAGGGGAUUAAAACAUAUCUACCUGCUCAUGAAAGGAUUCUGUUGCGGUGAGCCACACAAUGCCAAAGUGUACCGCAAUACCUGUCAAUAUAUAUAUAUCAAAAUGCCAAUCCUCAUGUUGAGUUGAAUAGUUACAACAGUAGCCAAAACACUCACACUACAGGCAGACUAACACGCACACACCCAGUGAUGUGCUCUUUAAAAUGACAUCUAUUUGGACCUGUAUCGAUGCCUUUUGUACUCGAGAGACGAGAACACUAAACCGUAAAACGACGGAUGCCAAAAGGUGUCUGGUUGAGACGGCCCUCUCUGAUCUCCUGAACUGUGUUGUGCCCUGAGGUUUCCUCUAGUCCGGACUCGUACUUAACCGCACAGCCUGAACACGAUGCUCCUCUCAAUGAGAGAGCUUUAGGCCACGUUCUACCAGACGCCUGGAUCGGUUUUCACACAGACACCUAAACAGGGCUGACCCGAAGUUGGGGUUAAAUGCAGAGCCCAAGUUAACAGGUGUAGUCACCGGUGAUUACGCUAGCGAUACCUGGAUCAUAUGAACGUAUAGAAGAGGGUGACCUAUUUCCAUGUUAAUCUAACAAACCCCUUUGGGUUAGCCUAACACAGCGCCUGUUUGCGAUGUACACGACUAGACGUCGCCCAGGACAACACUAAGGUCCAAGGAGUUACCAUUAAUCGGCACCAGUGUACCCAGAAGUAUGUGACCUGUAGCUGAAGAAAGUCAAAAUCUUUCUUUUGUUCUCGGUUUGUCAUGCUUGCGGUGUGUUUAUUCGUUCUUUUUUUUUUGUUGUCGUUACUUUCCAUCUUGCAGAUGAACAAAUCCAUGCUUGAGUGGCCACUUGCCUUGUAACAUUGUGUUUUACUGUGUGAAAAAACAACAACUGGUAAAUGACUAAGUGCUGUGGUGUUUACAUCGUAACCAUAUCGUAAAGUAUCUAGGGGGAGGGGUGGUGGGGGGUAAAAUAAAUAAUUGCCUAAUGAUGCCAAUGAAAAAAAAACUAUCAAACAUUAAUUACCAAGUAAAACAUAAAAUAACCGAAGUGUCUAGAGAAGGAGUGUACAUGUGUAGUGACACCUGCUUUUUCUUUUGGGGUUUCUUACUUUUCUUUGGCUUGUUUUUCUUUUGUUUGUAGUAGUAGUGCUAAUCAUGGUACCAGUCACUUUUGCACUGCUACUAUACCAUGUUAACGCGUUUGUGUGGGUGCAAUUCAAAUAAUGAAGAGAAUAGAGAAAAUUUCAUCAAAACUAUAUAUAUUUUUCUACCAUAUCUGAGUUUUAACCUGGGUGAGCUUUCGGAGGACACGCGAUACAGCUCUCUUGCAGACUGUGAAUGUCACCACAACACUAGGAAAACAACCAAACUGUGUGGCAAGAGUGUGGGCGACCGUGGCAACCGUUGCCGUGGCGGCGGCAGCACUUAACCCAGCGUGCUCUAUUAACCUGUAGACUGUGCUCACGUGUCUGUUGCCAAUAGAUCAGAAUUUUGAAAUGACCAUUUAUAUUUUUUGAACUUUUAGAUGAAAACACUUUGUAAUUUUGUUUCCCUAUACUGCUUUGAUUAUGAGCAGUAAGACUGGGGGCGGUGUCCCUUCCUAGAGUUGGGCAUAAUCAUUAUCUGGGCCUUUUUAUUGUUUUCCACGAUAUAAGAACGCUCAUUACGAGGCCUUGUCACCAGCAUCCGUUUCCCCGCCCAUCAGCAUUGUUUCCCCCCCAUCUCUCCGAAGGGCCGACCUCAGUCUUAAAGCUCAUACCUUCUUUUUUUUUCUUCCUUUUCAAGAGCGAGUGUUAUCCAGUGGGGGAUGCAUUGACUUUGUGGUAGAGAUCCAUUUUUACAUGUUAAACACAAGAAGUUUCUGUAAGGGUCACAGGGUAGAGGGUCAGUUAUGCAACGGAGGAGCUGAAGGUAUCGAGGCUAACCAAUUUAGUCUCGCUAUGAAACCUGCAUGCUGUUGGGGCCCAUGAUUGAAAACUCAUGAUUGACUCAACUUUGCGAAUUCGAUUAACCAUAGCCCUUGCGAGGUAAAUUCAUGGCAUAUACUGUUACUGUUGCCAUGCAACCUCGUCGACUGCUAGUUCAAGUCGACUAUGCCGCCACCAUCUUACAAUGGUGAAAACAAAAAAAAAGUAUUCUAUAUGAAUACUACAAAUAAAUUCUGUAUGGGUUUCCAUGGCAGCGUUGUCGGGGUUAAGUAGUGAUUCAAUUCGGCCCCCCUCCACUCCCUAGACUCUCGCCCACAAGACGGGUUUCCUCUAAACGAUACCAGGGUCCGGGUCAUGCAUCCAUCACUGAGCUCCGCAGACGCCCCCUUGCUAACACGCUCUUGUCAUUCUUCCCAUGCAUUCUCAGUGCUGAUAGGCCAAAAUGGAUCGAGUACUGACAGAGGGACAGCAUCUCAGACCAAUAAUCCAACUCAUAAAGUGUAAAUCAGUAUAUACGAGGUUAGAUCUGCCGGUAAACGAGUUGGCAUGCUUCUGUUGCACUGUAGCCGUAUGUUUUUAGUUCACUGUGUAGGAGUAGAACGCGCCAUCUCUUCCUUGAUUUUAAUUCCCUCUUCCUGAAAGUGCAACAAAAUCAUUUUUCCUUGUGAAGGUGCAACGCCACUUCCAUCUCUUUGAGGUUGUGUCCACUUUAAGCGCUGUAGUGUCGCCAUUACAGCGUGGCCAGAUCACCACAGUGAUCAGUGUGGUGGAGGAGCGUCCAUUUUGACCUUCAUGUAAAAGGUAGCAACACCUAGCAGGGUUGUUGUGUGCUGUCUCUAGCUAGUAUUCUGGUAUGUUUUGUUCUAGAAUGUGCUCCUUGGCUGGUCUGCAGGCUUUACAGCUCCGUGUUGUCUCUUUACUGUUCGCUAUUAAUCUGUCCAGUCCUCAGAUUUAAACAACAAAAAAAAAGUACAAAAAUAAAAAGUCGAAAAAAUUGCCUGGGCUUCAGCAACAUCUUGAAGCUCGUCUGAUUUGCAUAUAUUGUACUGUAAUGUUUUAUUUAAAUUUUAGUGAUGAAAUGUCUGCAUUUAAACUAAUUAAAUUAUGGGAAUUAAAAUUACAAAGAAUA